AUUGUGUUUGGCACCUUCUUGGUUCUUUAGAAAUCUGCAUGCCGCUGUCCUGCCUGAAACGGAUUCCCCGAAAGCUCUUGCGCGUACGGUCCUUGACUGAUUUGAGGUCACGAGCCGUCAUGGAUCUCAAAGUUCUGGUUUCUUCGCUGAACGACUUCGCUUCGCUCUCGCUGGCUGAAAGCUGGGACAACGUGGGUCUCCUGGUGGAGCCCAGCCCUCCCCACGUUGUGAACACUCUCUUUCUAACCAAUGACCUGACAGAAGAAGUGAUGGAAGAAGCGCUGCAGAAGAGAGCGGAUCUCAUCCUUUCCUAUCAUCCCCCCAUUUUCAAGCCGCUCAAGCGCAUCACGUGGCAGACGUGGAAAGAGCGCCUGGUGAUCCGAGCUCUAGAAAACCGAGUCAGUAUUUACUCUCCUCAUACGGCCUACGAUGCAGCACCUCACGGCGUCAAUACCUGGCUUGCCAAAGGACUCGGUGCCUGUACCACUGUCCCUUUGCACUCAUCUGCUGCUUCAAAUCACCCCACUAAAGGGUGUUACCGGAUUGAAUUUAGCUCUUGCUCCGCUGAAGCAGUUUUGUCCAGGCUGCGUGAGACGCCGGGCAUUUCCCUCGUCACAACUGUCCCUGUCAGGGUCGACGGGGAGGAGCAGACCCGAGUCAGCUUGAAUUGUUCCCAGCAUGCCUUGCUGCAAGUCAUGACCUUGUUAUCCCAGGACAGCUGUCUCUACGAAAAGACUGAAAUCAUAUCAUUACAAAAGCCUCCGCUUGGAGAUACCGGAAUGGGGCGGCUAUGCACCUUAAAAGAGCCGGUGGCUGUAUCCGCCUUGAUUGAAAGAGUGAAGAGCCAUUUAAGACUGCCUCAUGUCCGCCUGGCCCUCGGAGUGGGGAAAACGCUGGAAUCCGAGGUGCAGGCGAUUGCUCUCUGUGCUGGUUCCGGAAUGAGCGUCUUGCAGGGAACAGAAGCAGAUCUCUAUCUCACAGGAGAGAUGUCCCACCAUGAUGUCCUGGACGCCGUCGCAAAAGGCGUCACUGUGAUUUUGUGCGAACACAGCAACAGCGAACGGGGUUUUCUUCUGGAGCUGCAGCAACUGCUGGCCACUCACCUGGAGAACAAGGUCCGCAUCAUUGUUUCAGAAAGGGACAGAGAUCCACUCCGAGUGGCAUAGACGUUCACACCACGAAGGUCAAGACUUCAGCGUGUUCCUCGUGGGCUUAAUGCACAAAACAGCCACGAUGGGGAACGAAGUACAGGCCAGAAGAGGAAGAAUGUAAGGAGCUAAUUCAAGUCCUCAUGUCUGUCCCAGUCUUUUUAAUCAGAGGCACACUGGGAGUUGGACUGUAUUUCCCAGGGUCUGCACAGGCCUGAUUUAGAUCAAAGCUGGGGUUUAAAGCUUCCAUGUGCUAACUUCCUGUAGAUGGCAUGAUUCUAGGGAAUAGCUGGGGAAACUUACAUGUAGUCCAUCCAUAUAGCCGUAGAUGUUGCAAUGGAACAAGACGGUGCUUAAAUACUUUUCUCGCUAUACCAGAUAUUCUGAUCUGAAUCCGACCUACAUAUCCUUGGGAAUCAGGUUUCAAGCACAGAACUCCAGCACUCCUCUGUUAGAAAGGACCAGGGUGGAUGUGUGGGGGACAUGGGUUUGGCCCUAAGAUGGUUUCUGAAGAGUUGGUAUCAACAGAAUCUGUUAGUGAAUAAAAUGGGGUGCUAAUAAA
Molecule: messenger RNA, 1710 nt
Organism: Heteronotia binoei (common prickly gecko)
Lineage: Eukaryota; Metazoa; Chordata; Lepidosauria; Squamata; Gekkonidae
Gene: NIF3L1
Product: NGG1 interacting factor 3 like 1
Exons: 6
Coding region: 39-1166 (375 amino acids)
Cellular component (GO): mitochondrion; cytoplasm
Source: RefSeq, a predicted model, not a curated record